UUUUUUUAUUGUUUUUCUUUUCUCUUUCUCUUUUUUUCAUAUCAAAAAAAAUGACCGGUGCUUCCAGAACUUAUAGCAAGACCUACAAGGUACCUAAGCGUCCUUUCGAAUCCGCUCGUCUUGAUCAAGAAUUGAAGUUGGUUGGUGAAUAUGGUCUUAAGAACAAGAAGGAAGUAUGGCGUGUGGGAUUGACCUUGUCCAAGAUCCGUCGUGCUGCUCGUGAAUUGUUGACUUUGGAUGAAAAGGAUCCUCGUCGUCUCUUUGAAGGUAAUGCCUUGAUUCGUCGUCUUGUCCGUAUUGGUGUCUUGACUGAAGACCGUAUGAAGCUCGAUUACGUUUUGGGUCUCAAGAUUGAAGAUUUCUUGGAACGUCGUCUUCAAACUCAAGUAUUCAAGUCUGGUCUUGCCAAGUCUAUCCAUCAUGCUCGUGUCUUGAUCCGUCAACGUCACAUUCGUGUUGGUAAGCAAAUCGUCAACGUUCCUUCCUUCAUUGUUCGUUUGGAAUCUCAAAAGCACAUUGACUUUGCUUUGACCUCUCCCUAUGGUGGUGGCCGUGCUGGUCGUGUCAAGAGAAAGCGUGCUGCUGCCGCUGCUGGUGGUGAUGCCGAAGAAGACGAAGAAUAAACUAUAUAUAUUUGGUUAUUUUCCCUCUAUUCUUACUUGGUUGGUUUGCCUUUUUGGUUGGUCCUCUAUGGUUGAUGUUGUUUUGAACCUUUGCAUUCUUUAUAUAUAAUA
Messenger RNA from Halteromyces radiatus, 734 nucleotides. RefSeq lists its product as uncharacterized. The transcript has a single exon. Lineage: Eukaryota; Fungi; Mucoromycota; Mucoromycetes; Mucorales; Cunninghamellaceae. Gene Ontology annotation, cellular component: cytosolic small ribosomal subunit. Gene Ontology annotation, biological process: translation; positive regulation of translational fidelity. Bases 51 to 623 code for a protein of 190 amino acids. The record is from RefSeq and is a predicted model, not a curated record. Gene Ontology annotation, molecular function: rRNA binding; structural constituent of ribosome.